This is a messenger RNA of Linum tenue, 489 nucleotides long. The record is from the annotation of a GenBank genome assembly. Lineage: Eukaryota; Viridiplantae; Streptophyta; Magnoliopsida; Malpighiales; Linaceae.
AUGAGACACCCCAAGUACCAAGCUCUCAAGGAAGAGGUGAGGAAGAUGGUGGUGGAUGAUGCAGUAAGUGGAGAUGAUGAUCAGGAGGCAACAAUUGCCAACAAGCUCCAACUGAUAGAUACGAUCCAACGUUUAGGCGUCGGGUAUCACUUUGAAAUGGAAAUUGAUGAAGCCCUUGAAAAAGUACAUGCUUUUGGAGAUGACUUAUUUAUCAAUAUCGAUGAUAACAAUACUGCCGAUCUCUACUAUGCGGCUCUAAAGUGUCGACUGCUCAGACAACAAGGCUUUUCGGUUUCACUAGAUGGAUUUAAGAAGUUGAAGGACAAUGAAGGACUAUUCAAGGAAGGGUUGGCAUCAGAUGAGCAAGGACUGGUGAGCUUGUACGAGGCAACGCACAUGACGAUCAAUGGAGAGAUCAUAUUGGAUGAAACCCUAACUUUUACGACGACGACCUCAAGUGAGAAGACUUCCGAGAUGCAGGGGAAUUAA